Molecule: messenger RNA, 3523 nt
Organism: Eriocheir sinensis (Chinese mitten crab)
Lineage: Eukaryota; Metazoa; Arthropoda; Malacostraca; Decapoda; Varunidae
Gene: eRF3
Product: eukaryotic peptide chain release factor GTP-binding subunit ERF3A-like
Exons: 9
Coding region: 154-1863 (569 amino acids)
Biological process (GO): translation
Cellular component (GO): translation release factor complex
Molecular function (GO): translation release factor activity; GTPase activity; GTP binding
Source: RefSeq, a predicted model, not a curated record
GCGAGACAUUCCGAGGGAAGUGGGCAAAAGGUGCAGGCGGUGCUUGUCGUUCGUCAGGUGUCAGCCGCCAUAGUGGCCUGCGAGUCCCGUCCGGCUCACGUUAUCCCUCCUGGCAGCCUCGUCCCGCCCCGCGCCGGGCACCACCACUGCACCAUGGCUGACAACACCAGUGCCCCUGAUUGCUGGGAGGCGGCGGCGGACGACAGCAUGGCCAGCCUCCCCAGCAGCCUGUCCACGCUGAACGUCAACGCUCCGGUCUUCGUCCCCAACGUGAACGCCCCGGAGUUCGUGCCCAGCUUCAUGAAGGAGGAGGCCGGCCAGACGCAGCCCGCGGCGCCGGAUCCGCCACCAGAACCGUCCACAAACACCCCAGAGGACCCAGCCGCCACCAACCUGGACGGAGACGUCCCUGCUGACUCCUGGGAGGAGGCUGCAGAUGCUGCAACACCUUCUCCCAACCGUGAGACUCCACCAACGCCCCCUACCCCAGGCACUCCAGAUGAGGAUGAUGAUGAGGACAGCGAUGAGAUCAAAAAGCCCAAGAAGAAGCCAUUGGAUGAAGAUGACUCUGCGCCCAAGAAGGAACCAGUCAAUGUUAUUUUCAUUGGCCAUGUGGAUGCUGGCAAGUCAACGAUUGGAGGUCAGAUCAUGUAUCUGACGGGCAUGGUGGAGAAGAGAACGCUGGAAAAAUAUGAGCGGGAGGCCAAAGAAAAAAACAGAGAAACGUGGUAUCUCUCCUGGGCGCUGGACACUAAUCUCGAAGAGCGAGACAAAGGGAAAACAGUGGAAGUUGGUAGAGCGUACUUUGAAACAGACCAGAAACAUUUCACUAUCCUUGAUGCCCCUGGACACAAAAGCUUCGUGCCUAACAUGAUCGGUGGUGCCUGCCAGGCUGAUUUGGCAGUUUUGGUAAUUUCUGCUAGAAAAGGAGAAUUUGAGACAGGCUUUGAGAGGGGUGGUCAGACUAGGGAGCAUGCCAUGUUGGCUAAGACAGCAGGAGUCAAACACCUGAUUGUUCUCAUCAACAAAAUGGACGACUCAACUGUGCUGUGGUCAGAAAAGCGUUAUAAUGAAUGCAAGGAGAAGUUGGUACCCUACCUCAAGAAGGUUGGCUUCAACCCCAGUAAAGACAUCAUGUUCAUGCCGUGUUCAGGCCUGACGGGUGCUAAUCUUAGAGAGCCUAUUGAUGAGAGCGUAUGCUCAUGGUUCAAGGGGCCAGCAUUCAUUCCCUACAUCAACAACUUACCGCCCCUUAACCGAAACAUUAGUGGACCUUUCAUGAUGCCCAUCGUAGACCGCUACAAUGACAGAGGCACCAUUGUCAUGGGCAAAGUAGAGUCUGGGUGCUGCAAGAAGGGUGACAACAUUGUGGUCAUGCCCAAUAAGACCCCCGUAACUGUGGACAUGCUCUGGCGAGAUGAGGACGAGACUGGGACCGUUAACUGUGGGGAGAACGUGAAAGUGAAGCUAAGGGGGGUAGAGGAGGCAGAUGUAGCUCCUGGUUUCGUGCUGUGUGAUCCCAACAACCCUUGCAAGACUGGCAGAAUAUUUGAUGCUCAGGUUGUGAUUCUGGAGCAUAAGUCAAUCAUCUGUGCUGGGUACUCUGCUGUCUGUCAUAUCCACUCUGUUGCUGAAGAAGUCACAGUCAAACUUCUGCUGUGCACCUUGGACAAGAAAUCUGGAGACAAGUCUCAGAUGAGGCCUCGCUUUGUUAAACAGGAUCAGAUUGCCAUCAUGAGGUUUGAGACGUCGGGAGUGAUCUGCAUGGAAGCGUUCAAGGACCACCCACAGCUUGGCCGCUUUACGUUAAGAGAUGAAGGCAAGACGAUUGCUAUUGGCAAGGUCUUGAAAGUUUUGGAGUAAGAUGUUGGAGUAACCAGCCUUCAAGUAAUCUGUAUUGCAACACCUGCAGAUGCCACAAGAGUAUUUAUGUGCAAUCCCCUUUAGUGGUGUCUUGCUCUUGUUUGAUAAUGGAGCCUCAGCAGCUUUUGUUAGGGCCCAUUUGGAAUAUCUGGCCUUGGGAAAUGCAAGAGGAUUUUGUCGUGAGAAUCACACUUAAGGCAGAAUUGCGAAGUCGGUCCAUCCACCAAUCAUCCUAAGAAAAUCAAAGUGUGUGUGGGUGUCAUGUCAGAGUCUCCGCCUGUUUCCUCUGCCUGUCAUGCUCAACCUUCAAGACCAGUGCUCUCGCUACAAGAGUUGUCACCCUUGUAGCCCCACCAGGGGGUCAGGCUCAGGGGAGUGAUGGAGAAGACGUGUAUAUAGAGCCAGUGUGUAUUGUCUCUUUAUUACAGAAAAGUGUUGUGUACGGUUUCUUGAGGUAGCUUAAUGAAUGUGAAGUUUUGCCCAUAUUCAACAGAAUACAGUUUUUAUAGUUAUGGGUAGAAGUUCAUUGAGGCAUGACGGUAUUGGGGAAGCCUUUCAAUAAGCAGAUUAGGCCUUGCAGGGGACUAGAUUAAUGCACCAAGCCUCAGGAAAGGUUCUUGCCAGUUGACUGCUGCAGUGGAACUGGGAUUUUUACUGGUGACAAUUUGAAAUUUCCCAAAAAUACAUUGUUUGUUUGGAAUAUAAAAAUGUGACUUUCAUUAGCCAGAAGGAAUGAUUUUAUUGUAAAUUUUAUUAAGUACCUUCCGUAUAUUACGGGGGGGCAGUGAGGCUGGUAGCAGCCAAGACUUGGUUGUUGGAGACUCAUUGGUAAAGACAGAGAAGGUGACAUGGUUUAUGACUAACCUGCUACAGCCUUCCAGAGUGGAGCUUGUUUGAAGAUUUUCCAAGGAUGAGAUGGCAGUGGCUAUUCCUUCUUAUGUGAUAAAUAGCACCUCUACAGGUAUCACUCGCAUCCUUAAUUCCUCCUCUGUGCCUGAGGUUGCACGUUUUAGUGUUAACAUGCAGUGGCUUAAUAUUUUUGGUGGUUCUCCUUCUUGGAGUGUUACAGCUGUCCUUUUAUUUGCACAGCUGGCCAGUGGUGGGCUGUCUUUAGUCCAGAUGGCACAGGGGGGGAGAUGGGACAUUGCCUGUGCAGUGUGAGCCCAUUGCUGCCGCUAAUCUCGGGAGUCAGGGCUCCAGAACUCCAUAGCUUUUUUGUAUUUUUUUUAUUACAUAUGAAUAUAUAUAAAUAUAUAUCUAUAUAUCUAUAUAUAUAUAUAGCCUUCACCUUCUGAACUAGAAUGAGAAAAGCUCUGGUGCUAUGGAGUGUGCUGGGUGCCUUGCUCUGCUCUUCAUCAUCGUGGCUUGUUCAUGCUGCUAAAAUGUUUUAACUUUUGUUAAAUUUGUGCUAUUGUAAGUAAUUCCCUGUGGAAGACUCAUGGUUCCCUAUGACAAUUAUAUUACACUUCUUGUUUUGGCAGUUUAUUAGGCUUAAAAAUAGUUUAGUUUAUAACUUUUUUAUUUCAAGAGCUGCCAGUAGCCCUUGUAUAAAAGUUAUUUAUAUAUUUGCCGUUGCAAAUUUUUCUCAAUAACCCAAACUUUUUAUUGUGGUUAUCCUGUCUAAAUGCAAAAAUUUGAAUAUACAGGAUGUGGAGGGUGA